AUGUUAAAUUAUAUUAAAUAUUGCAUUAUAAUUUCGCGUUAUAUUUUCGUGGUGUUCAUUGUGUUCAUCAUCAUUUACUGUCUGCCAAACAGUAGCAGCAAAGUGACCGCCGGGCGAAAGUAUGCGCCCAAUUGGGACUCAAUAGACGCCCGACCGCUGCCUCACUGGUACGACGAGGCAAAGGUAGGCAUUUUCAUACACUGGGGUGUAUUCUCUGUGCCCUCGUUUGGCAGCGAAUGGUUUUGGUGGCGUUGGAGGGGAACCCAUGACAAGGCCUGCAACGACUUCAUGGCCCGCAAUUAUAAGCCGCGUUUCACUUACGCCGACUUUGCCCAUCAGUUUACCGCUGAAUUCUAUGAGCCCAACCAUUGGGCAGAGAUUUUCAAAGCAUCGGGCGCUAAAUAUGUAGUGCUGACGGCCAAACAUCACGAGGGAUACACUCUGUGGCCAUCAAAGACAUCGUUCAAUUGGAAUUCAGUAGAUAUCGGACCGAAUAGAGACUUAUUGGGUGAUUUGGCGACUGCGGUGCGCAAAGCGGGCCUUCGUUUUGGUGCUUAUCAUUCGUGGUUUGAAUGGUUUAAUCCGUUAUAUAAUGACGAUAAAAAUAAUAAGUGGAGUACUCGGCGUUUUGUUCAAUUCAAAGCGCGUCCAGAAUUAGAAGAAUUGGUCAAUACAUACAAACCAGAAGUGAUUUGGUCUGACGGCGAUUGGGAGGCGCCCGACACCUACUGGAACAGCACCGACUUCUUGGUCUGGCUUUACAACGAGAGUCCCGUGAAAGACACUGUUGUGGUGAAUGACAGAUGGGGUGCGGGCACGGGUUGCAAACAUGGUGGUUAUUUUAGUUGCGAUGAUCGCUACAAUCCGGGUGUACUUCAGCGCCACAAAUGGGAAAACGCCAUGACUUUAGACAAGAGUUCGUGGGGUUUCCGACGCGACGCACAACUCAGCGAUUAUUUAACUACACAUCAAUUGGUCACUACUUUGGCUCAAACAGUGAGUUGUGGCGGAAAUUUGCUCAUAAAUAUCGGUCCCACACAUGACGGUAGAGUUGCCCCGAUAUUUGAGGAGCGUUUGAGAGCAUUGGGUGCGUGGCUCGCAGUGAAUGGCGAGUCUAUAUACGCGACCACUCCGUGGAAACACCAAAACGAUACCAUCGCUAAAAACGUUUGGUAUACACAAAAGGCACAGUCUGUGUAUGCAAUAGCACUGGAUUGGCCGCAAACCAAUCAAUUAACUCUGGGAGCGGUUGACACCAAAAUUGUGGAUACAAUUCAACUGUUGGGAGCGAAAGGCCAUCUAGUAUUCAAAGAGUCGGGCGCUUCAACGGUAGUGACUUUCCCACAACUCAGUCCCGGAUCACUAUCUCAAGCAUUUGUUCUCAAAAUUAAUACUAAAUAAUUAAUUUUGAUUUUAUUU
Molecule: messenger RNA, 1419 nt
Organism: Medioppia subpectinata
Lineage: Eukaryota; Metazoa; Arthropoda; Arachnida; Sarcoptiformes; Oppiidae
Source: the annotation of a GenBank genome assembly